AUGCGCUCCGUUGCCUUCGCUGCUCUCAUCGGCUCUGCCGCCGCCUUCGCUCCUUCCACUCCUGCUCCCCGCCUUCGCUCCCCGGCCACCUCCCUCUCCAUGGCCAUGGACAAGUCCGGACGCGCCCCCGUCAUCACCGUCUUCGACCACAGGGGAUGCACCGCCCACGCCAACAAGGAGUACACCGGCGCCAAGGCCAACUCCCAGGACGACGAGAUGCUCGUCAAGGCCCAGUCCGUCAAGAUCGAGGUCUCUGCUGCCACCGCCGACUCCGUCCUCCAGCAGACCAUCUCCACCCUCAAGAGGAAGUAAGCAUUUUUGAGUGAAACCGAGAGCUCGUAGGUCGUUAUGUUUUUGGGGAAUAAAUGGCUUAACUCCA
Guillardia theta CCMP2712 is the source of this 379-nucleotide messenger RNA. RefSeq names its product phycoerythrin subunit 1 (gene CPEA1). The coding region runs from base 1 to 312 and encodes 103 amino acids. Gene Ontology annotation, cellular component: phycobilisome. The transcript has a single exon. NCBI's taxonomy places the organism in Eukaryota, Cryptophyceae, Pyrenomonadales, Geminigeraceae. The record is from RefSeq and is a predicted model, not a curated record.